Ipomoea triloba (trilobed morning glory) is the source of this 765-nucleotide messenger RNA. Its product is annotated as probable WRKY transcription factor 27. NCBI's taxonomy places the organism in Eukaryota, Viridiplantae, Streptophyta, Magnoliopsida, Solanales, Convolvulaceae. Gene Ontology annotation, molecular function: transcription cis-regulatory region binding; DNA-binding transcription factor activity. Gene Ontology annotation, biological process: regulation of DNA-templated transcription. Gene Ontology annotation, cellular component: nucleus. Bases 1 to 765 code for a protein of 254 amino acids. The transcript has a single exon. The record is from RefSeq and is a predicted model, not a curated record.
AUGGAUGGUGAAAAUGAUUGGGAUCUUGCUGCAGUGGUGAGAGGCUGCAGCAACCUCAAUGGGAAUUCAAGUAGCCAAGAUGUUCAUGAACAUUUUAAUGGUGAUUUUCCUAGCCAAUCAAUUCCUUUACUCCCUCAACAAAGCCAUGACAAUGGUAGUGCUUUUCCUAGCAUAGUGACCGAAAGGUACUAUUUCGGGCUAGAAGAGGUUAUUGAUAGGUUUACUAGUAGAAAGACGAGAGAACCAAUCGUAGAUCCUCAGGGUACCAUCAUUCCCCCUACUAGUCUCGACAAGGUUGAUGGCUCGGGCUCGGGGGGUAUCGAGAAGGACACCCCAGUUCCUCAAAGUCCCAACCCUUCUCCUACUUUGGAACCUCAACAGUCCCUUCCAAGUCCCCAAACUGAUAGUCUUGAAAAAAGUGGUGGCUUGGAGGAUGAGAAGCUUCAAGUGAAUGAGGUUGAAAUGUUGGUUGAGAAGGUUCAAGUGGCGGUUGAGAAGGUUGAAGUUCCAGUUAAGAAGGUGGACGAAUGGGAUGGAUGGGUUUGGAGGAAGUAUGGGAAGAAGAUGGUGAAUGAUUCACCACACUCAAAGAGCUAUUACAAAUGCAACCACGAGGGAGAAAAGUGCCCUGCAAAGAAGCAUGUUCAGUUAAGCCACAUGAAUGAAAGCAAGUAUAUCAUUACGUACAGAGGUAAUCACAAUCACCCUCCCCCCGUUCAAAACACUACAACCAAACAUAGGAAGAGGAGUCGGGCUCGGGCUUAG